Molecule: messenger RNA, 999 nt
Organism: Closterium sp. Yama58-4
Lineage: Eukaryota; Viridiplantae; Streptophyta; Zygnematophyceae; Desmidiales; Closteriaceae
Source: the annotation of a GenBank genome assembly
AUGAGUUCCUUGCUAGGAACCCCCCCCCCGUUCUGGCUCACUCUUUACCACCUAGUCACCCGCCUCCCUGACUCUCUGCGUGCAGUCAGGGAUCACUUCCUAGCUCGCUGCCCCACUGAGCUCACCAUUGCCCUCCUCGAGAAGGAACUCCUUGCAGCUGAGGCUAGCAUAGUCGCUGUAGGUGCCUCUCGUGGCGACCCCCGCACCCCUUUCUUUGAGGGGUGUUCCCCUUCCCCCCUUCUUCCCUCUGUAGCCUCUGCUUCUGCUGUCGACCUCCUUGGUGCUGAGAAGGUCGGGACUGCGUCCACUUCCAGUUGGCGCCGCAGGGGCAAAGGGGGCAAGGGAGGCGGAGGUGACGGCGGGGGAGGCGGUGGUGGAGGUGGUGGCGACGGUGGGGGUGGUGGUGGGCUGGAGGGACUGGUGGCAGCGGUGGGGGUGGUGGCGGCAGCGGCGGGGGCGGUGGCAGGGGCGGGGGCGGCGGUGGGGGCGGAGGUGGUCGCGGAGGCGGCAGGGCAGGGGGUGGUCGAGGAGGUGGCGGCGGCGGUGGUGGUCGUGGAGGCGCUGGCAGUGGCCAGAGUCAGCAGCACACUCCGUCACCCCAGGAGGCCCGUGAGUGGUACUUUCAGAACGGGGGGGGGGGGGGGUGGACUUAGCUGCACGUACGUCAUCCGCACUGGUGACCGCACUGGUCAGACGUGUGGGAGGCCGCACCCCACGCAGCGCUGCUUCUCUCGCCUCGAUGACGCCUGGCGUACUCAGUUCCCUGAUGCCACUGAGCUGCCCCGCUGGUUUGAUCUGAUGAAGAAGGGAGUUGAUAUCUAUGCUCUAGACUUUGAUGCUAUUCUCACUGCCAUGUAUGUGAUGUCUACUAGUGGAGAGGGUGCUCAGUACCUGUGUGUUCCGCCCGACCCGGGCAUUCGGACCAGUGAGGCUGCUGCUCUAGGUGCUAGUGAGACUGCCACUCCAGUCGACUGCGGCACUGCACACCUUCACACUUGA